Molecule: messenger RNA, 1551 nt
Organism: Aspergillus versicolor CBS 583.65
Lineage: Eukaryota; Fungi; Ascomycota; Eurotiomycetes; Eurotiales; Aspergillaceae
Exons: 2
Coding region: 1-1551 (516 amino acids)
Biological process (GO): transmembrane transport
Molecular function (GO): transmembrane transporter activity
Source: RefSeq, a predicted model, not a curated record
AUGGCUGCAAAGGGCCCAGAGUCGACAUUCGAGGCAGUAUCGUCUCCAGCAGAAGCGAAACCUGCCCCCGAAAUCGAACCGCCAUACCACAUCCUGUCGAAGAAGCAGAAGUGGAAUCUGGUCAUCUUCGUCUCGCUGGCAGGCGCCUUCUCCCCUCUAUCCUCCAACAUCUACUUCCCUGCCCUUGAUACGAUAUCCAAAGACCUCGGCGUCAGUGCUACGCUAACAUCCCUGACCAUCACUGUGUACAUGAUCGUCCAGGGCAUUGCUCCCUCGCUCUUCGGCGCACUGUCCGAUUCCUCCGGUCGCCGCCUUACCUUCACCGUCAGCCUGACCAUCUAUACAGCGGCUAAUCUGGCCCUUGCCUUCACCUCCAAUUAUGCAAUGCUCAUGGUUCUUCGAGGCGUGCAGGCCGCGGGAUCCGCAGCCACCAUUAGCAUCAGUGCAGGGGUGAUCGCGGACAUCGCCUGUCCACAAGAGCGUGGUGGUUUCAUGGGGACGAAUGCUGGUAUUCGCAUGUUGGGACAGGGGAUUGGCCCAGUCAUCGGAGGACUCCUAAACGACGCCUGGGGGUUCAGAAGCAUCUUCUGGCUGCUAUUUGUGAUGAGCGCAAUCGUACUCGGUGCACUCCUCGUCUUCCUACCCGAAACCCAGCGCAGCAGGGCCGGGAACGGCAGUGUUCCUCUAUCGGGUUUCCAUAAACCGCUGGCCUACGCCUUCAAACCGCCGAUGGCCUGGACUCAACCCUCCGGUACAGCAAGUCCACCGAAGCCUCACACUCCAAUGAACCUCAAGAAAGCUUUCAGUCCGCUGGCUUACAUUCUUGAAAAGGACAUCGCCACGCUCCUUGCCUGGGGUGCCAUCGCCUACACGGCCUGGAGCAUGGUGACCUCCUCCACGACCUCCAUGCUCCUCCUCGGCUUUCCGGACCUCACGCAGUGGCAAAUCGGCGUAUGCUUUCUUCCCAACGGCGUGGGCUGUAUGGCCGGUUCCCUCAGCACAGGCUGGCUGCUUGACCAAGGUUUCCGCAGAGCUGAAACCAAUUUCAAAGCCAAGCACGGCAUCGCCGCCGACGAGCCUAUUGUCCCCGGAGCCCACGGAGAGGAGUUCUCCUAUAUCCAGGCCCGACUUCGCCUGAUGCCUCUCUUCAGCGUUGUGCUGGUCGUCUCCCUGGCGCUGUACGGUCCAAGCUUCGAGUUCAACGAUGCGCGUCGAUACUUUGCGCCCAACCUUGCUGCCCCUCUCGUCCUGCAGUUCCUCAUUGCGUUCACGGCGACAUCGAUCUUCAACAUCAACUCCACCGUCUUGAUUGACUGCUUCCCGGACCGGCCGGCCAGUGCAACAGCGCUGAACAACCUCUGCCGCUGUCUUCUGGGAGCUGCCGGGGUUGCCGCGAUUGAGCCGCUGAUUGGGGCUGUACGGGCAAUGCGAGCAUUCCUCAUCGUGACCGGCAUCGUGGUGUUCUUUACGCCGCUGAUAUGGGUCGAGUGGCGGUUUGGGGAGCAGUGGCGGAAGCAGCGAGAGAAUAGGCUUGCUCAGGCCGUAGCAUAA